Ctenopharyngodon idella (grass carp) is the source of this 3714-nucleotide messenger RNA. It is a transcript of the gene abrab, whose product is annotated as actin binding Rho activating protein b. Gene Ontology annotation, biological process: positive regulation of transcription by RNA polymerase II; positive regulation of Rho protein signal transduction. Gene Ontology annotation, molecular function: actin binding. Lineage: Eukaryota; Metazoa; Chordata; Actinopteri; Cypriniformes; Xenocyprididae. Gene Ontology annotation, cellular component: sarcomere. Bases 1144 to 2232 code for a protein of 362 amino acids. The record is from RefSeq and is a predicted model, not a curated record. The transcript is spliced from 2 exons.
UUUAUUUUUAAUGUCGGCUCUGUUGGCUGUUUGUCAGAUGCACUUUCUUGAUAGUGGCUUGUUAUGACUCCUGAAUUAAUUCUGUGCGUUGUACUUUCUCUCUCUCUCAGGUCUAGAAUCUAGAUUUCCUGAAGUGUCUAGAGUUUGCUGAAGUUGACUAGAAUUCCUCUGCAGUCACAGUGACCGUCCCCUAAUGCUUACACAGAUCUACACCAUGUGACUGACAGCCACCAGCUGCCUUCCCUUUGCUUCAUGCAGAUACUAUUAAUAAUGCCUCUCAAUUCUAUCUCAAACAAACAGAUAAACAUAGAUGGCAUACUUAAACACCUUUACACUGAAUUUAAAUAUACACAAGCACAAUUCUCUGCACUUCAACAAAAAAUGUGUGGUAUGAAUAGAAGUGUUUAAAGUGCAUUAUAAUUUUUGUCAAAUCCUUCAUGCAUGCUGCCAGGUGCAAUGCAAGACUAUCCUCUGUGUACGCAAGCAGAAACUCUUGAGUCUCCUUCAGGUGUCACUUAUUUUCCUCUCCAAAGACAUGUCUACUUCUGUCUUGGAUUGAGUGACGCCUUGACAUUUGAUCUAUGCUUCAGAACUUACUUCCUUCACCUUGGGAAUUUAGUUGGAAUGAGAGACCCUAUGUUGUUAAGUAUCUACUCAAUCCCAUUGUAUACAUUAUUCACUGUAUAUUGUAAUUGACUGUUGGGGAAACAUAUACACAGGAUCCACACAUUUCACAUUGGCAGUUGAUCACUUAGCUAAGGCGAUAUAGUUGUCUAGAUAAGCACCAAGACAAAAUCAAUUUAAUCCAAGUAUCCAGAUAAGGAGCUGUCUGCACAUUUGCGCAGCCUAGGAAAAAGCUUAACACACUCUGACAUCUCUGCCCUGUUUACCCCCAGCGAUGGUCAAUGUCUUUGAUGCAACGUGAUUCCCCACCAAUCCCAGAGGUCAGUAAGUAUCAAGGAAAGAUGAUCAGCAGGGAUGCCUGGCAUACUUUCCACCGCCAUGUAGGGUUGGUUCACUCAUUUCAAAACCACUUGUGCUAGAGCUUAUAGUCUAGAAUUUACUACAGGUUGGGAAUCACAACAAGGUGUUAUAUAAACGACAAAGGAUUUGAAUGAGGGAAGGAAUCCCUGGAGGUAAACGAUGUCAGAAAGGAAGCCCUCAGCAAACAAGAACAUUAAAAAGCUGCGUGCCAUAAGCAGGGUGUGCAGCUUAACACGGAGCUGGCAGCAGUGGGUGAGCGAAAAUGAGGAGAAGCAGUCUAGCGAACCCAGCGGAUGGGCUCCAUCUUACCCAGAAGACCCCAAAGAUGCAAGAAAAUAUUCGGUGAAGAUCAGACCUGCUCAGAAGUCUCUUCCUAACCAGGUCCCUACAAAUAAAAACAAGGAUGAUGUGGAGUCACGCAUCAAAACUGGACAAGUGCUGAAAACAGUGACGAGGGAUGUCCAGGAGAAAAGUGUGGGCAUUGACUUUCUGACCAAACGCAUCUGUAAGGACCCGGCCACAGAUGAAGUGGACAAGAUGCUGAGCAAGAAAGGUUCGCCCACGCGCCGCAGGAAGUGCUCCAACAUGGUUUCGGAGCUGACCCGGAGCUGGAAGGAAAUGGAAACGGAGAAAAAGCAGGCUCAGGAGAGCGGUGAGGAUAAUGAGGAGAGAGGCCUGCAGCUGGGAACCAACCAGGAGGACAUAGAGAAUAACAGGACGAAUGAAAAUACUGCGGUCACCAUCAAAAGAUCUUCUGUUCUCGGGGGCAAAAAGGACAUUGAAGAAGCCAACAAAAUAAAUGCCUUGUCAAAAAAAUACAGCGCUGUGGGAAGCUUAAAAAGCCGCUGGCAAAACUGGGCAUCGGAGCAUACCAUCAAUCAGAAGCUCAACCCCUUCAGCGAGGAGUUUGAUUAUGAGUAUUCCAUGUCAACACGGCUGCGGAGGGGUGAGGAGGGCUACGGGAGGCCCAAAGAGGGCAGUAAGACAGCAGAGCGGGCCAAACGUGCAGAGGCACACAUCCACCGCGAGAUAGAUGACAUGUGCUUCAUCAUAAGGACCAUGGCGGACCCGGAUGCAGAUGGCUGCACCAGAGUGACCUUUGGCGAUCUGUUUGACAGAUACGUGCGGAUCUCUGAUAAAGUCGUGGGCAUACUAAUGAGGGCCAGGAAGCAUGGGAAGGUGGCGUUUGAGGGGGAGAUGCUGUGGCAGGGCCGGGAUGAUGCCGUCAUUAUUACUCUGUUAGUAUGACAUGAGACUGACACAAUGUGUUGAUGUCAUUCACUGUAAAAUCAAAUAGUUAACCUUACUGAAAUUGCAUGCAAACUGAUUGCCUUUAAAAAAACACUUGGUUUCAACAAUCAAUUAAUUUUAAGUUAAAUAUAGUGGGUGUAUUUAAUAUAUCUUCCACACAAUUUAAGUUGAGCUAAUUAAUGCAACUUGGAAUUUCUCAGUUUUAUGUACUUGAAUAACAAUCUGAUUUGCUUGUUAAAACCAUGCAAACUGAUUGCCUUAAAAAGACCAAGUAAGUGUUAAUCCAAUAAAUUAAGUGCUUCAAUCAUCCAGCUAGCAAUACAUGUGUAAAAUGUUAAUGUUUACACCCAUCCUCAAUCUAACCACAGCCUCUACUCUCCAGAAACCCUUUUAAAACCAAACAUUAAACACUAACGGUUUAAUCUUGUGCAAAAACAAAUAAAAUAACACUUAAUUUAAACAUUUACACCUAGAGUCUGAAGCAAAGCAUGCUGGGAACUAAAAAAUAUGCUGUAAGUCAAGUCAGUUUUGCCUCUUAUUAUCAGUUAUUGAGUUCACAUAACUUUUUACUGCAAUUAACAUAAUAUACAAAAAGUAUAUUAAUAUAAAAGUGCCCAACCAAAGGAAACACUGAUCACCAUAAUGGUGAUAUAAUUUCACAAUAUAAAUUCAUGCAGUCAACCUCUGUGGUGUUCUUUUGACGUUCAAGUUGACUUGAAAAUAAAUUAAAGAAAAAGAUAACUGCAGAAUGAUUGUCCCGCCUCAAAAUGAUACUCAUACAAAUCAAUUUAUCUUAACUAGGGUUUACUGAGUAACAAAGGCACAGUACACAAAUAAUACAGAUUACUAUAUUUUUACAAUUAAAUCAACAAAUUGUUGUACAUUAAGUAAAGUUAAAUAAAAAAGUGUUCACUUUGACAGUGUUCACUCUGAACUGAAUGUGAAAGAUUUUGCUGCUAUUGAUAAAAUAUUGAAAGGUAAAUCAAUUAUGUUCUACAUGUUCUAUGCGUUUACAGGUACUGUAUACAGUUUAUAAGUUCGCAGUGUUUUGGUAAUGCUUUACAAUAAGGUUGUUAAUGCAUUAACUAACAUGAACUAAUAAUGAGCAAUAUAUUCUUACAGCAUUUUAGUUUGUUAAUGUUAGUUCACAGUGACUAACCCCCUUGUUUUUCGUUGUCAUAUUUGUUACAUUUGUGUGUAUGCAUGUAAAAAGAUGUUUUAUUGACUCAUACUUUGUAAAUAAGAAGCUGCUAAAAGUAAUGAGGUGUUUGGUUUGUUUGUUUCUAAGGAUAUAGAGUAGAUCUGGUAGUGUAUUAUUUGGGAGACUGUCAUACUGUAAAUUAUCCAGAAGAGGGAGCAGUGCACUAACGCUACAGUCCCCCCUUACCAUGUAUUUGCAGUUCUUAUGAAACUGGAUGUGAUCUCUGCAUUUAGUACAUGUUGUACUUUUAAUAAAAUACAAGUAUUUGAGCAAAACAA